Molecule: messenger RNA, 2826 nt
Organism: Alternaria triticimaculans
Lineage: Eukaryota; Fungi; Ascomycota; Dothideomycetes; Pleosporales; Pleosporaceae
Exons: 7
Coding region: 1-2826 (941 amino acids)
Biological process (GO): exocytosis; intracellular protein localization; Golgi to plasma membrane transport
Cellular component (GO): exocyst
Source: RefSeq, a predicted model, not a curated record
AUGUCGGAGAAACAAAAAGGCAUCUCCCUCCGCAAGAAGCGGGGGGACAAGAGCAAGAAGAACGCGCCGCCGCCCACCAUCAGCGCGCCGCGACAGAUUAGUGCGCCCAUGCCCGCAGGCGUCGCUGCUGCUGCUGCCGCUUCGCUCCCAAGCUCUGGGCGCCCUUCGAACGAAUCCAGCCGAUCGAGGACCAGACAGGAUGGCCCUCCAUCACAGCCAAGACCGCAGCGGCCAGACAAGACGGCGGAUCUCGUCAAGAGGAGGUACUCCCAGAAGAUCACGACGCUUCCUAGCGAUUUUGGGAAUGGGGAGCCUAUGCCGCAGAUGCCGCAAAUGCCCGUUCAGUACAGAGAGAAGAGCCAGACGAGAGAGGGACGGCCGCCCGGAAGCUCCAAUGGACGGGUCCUGCAAGUCGACCCGCGCGCAUUGCGGGACCCCAACCUGGAAGUAGAGCGAUAUGUAUCAACUAUUCUCGCAGACGCUUCUGAAGCAGACAUCAGCCGCUACCAGGACGAGCUGCGCAAGACAAAGCAUCGUACAUCACUCGACCUCCAGCACAACGUAUACCAAAACCGCACACAGUUUAUCAAGAUCAGUAAAGAAGCAGAGAAGCUCAAGGGCGAGAUGCGGACGCUUCGUCAGUUGAUGUCUGACCUGACAACGACCUUGGAGCAGACAGCAUCAGCUACGGGUGCCGCCAAUGACACUGCGAGCUCGCGAAGAGCUAACCGAAGUUCGAUCGGAGAUCUCAAUCAAUUGCGCGCAGGCCAGCUACAGCAGCUUUACAGGGACGUUGAGGGCUCGCAGAAGUAUCUACCACCUAUCCCCGGACGAUAUAUCGUUUGGAAGUCAACGAGAUGGUUCGAACUGGACUCUGCAACCCUCAAGGCAAGGCGAAGAGUGAGACUACUGCUACUGAAUGAUCAUCUCCUUAUCGCAUCAGAAAAAAAGGCACGCAACGAUGUUCCUGGACAGCGUGAUGGCAACAGGGCGAAUAUGGAGUUUACUGCCCAGAGAUGUUUUCCCCUACAGGAUACCCAAGUGAUUAGGACGCCAGAAGAGCGCAUCAUCAUACGCGCUGGAUCUGAGUCUUUCACAUACGACACCAAGAAGGAAGACAGUGGUGAUAAAUCCGCUUUCGUGGCUACUUUCCGCAAGACGAAGGAUGACCUGCGCAAGAGCCAAGAAGCGGAUGUGCAGGAGAAAGACCGAACGCAAGAUUCCUACAGCCACCUUCUUUCACGCGACCCUGCUUUCAUGAACAGGACAGAGUUGUUGGACAAUCUCUCAGACGGCAUCAAUAACGAACAAGUCAGUACUUUUGUUGACAUUGAUGGACAACAGCGCAAUAUCCGAUGGGUAGAAAGUCAACUAGACGAUUUAGAUAUUGAGAUCGCGCUUCAACAUUUCCAGGAGGCAGUCCUGAAAGUGGAUCGGCUUAAGGCACUUGCAAAGAACAUUAGAAGCAAUGAGAUGGCCAAGACAAUCGUUACCUACAAGGUCAAUGAGCGCGCUGCGAAGCUUGCGAAUGUUUUGGUCAAGCACAUGGUAGAGCACAACAACUGGUUCACCUCUGUCAGGCAACACGUGAGUUGGGUAGUCCAACUAGGCUUCGAAGACCGCGCACGUGAAGCCUAUCUGGAAGCUCGCGGUAACCUGAUCAGAACUCGCACGCGGCAAUGCAUAUUCGAAGGCAAUCUCCCAGACUAUAUCUUUCAGAUCUCCUACAUCUAUUUCACCAUCAUCAAGAACACCGUCGACAUGUACCAGAAGUGCUUCCCACAACAGCUCAUGUCCGCGUGCGUCAAGUGGUCGAAAGAGCACAUCGACCAGUUCAACAUACUAUUAAAAAGGCAGCUAAGUAGCGUGGAUGAAGGUGGCAAUGUAUGGAACGAGUGCUUGAGAUUGGCACAUGAACAUGCUGAGAUGCUGAGGGAGGUUGGGCUUGAUUUCACUGAGUUGGUUGGGAACGGGAUCAGUGAACAGGAUGGCGAAGAAGACCAGCCAAUGCCUACGGAAGCAGAGAAUAUCAACUAUCUAUACUUGGUCCUAACCAACGAUGGCAGUCCUGUCAUUGAUUGGGAUGCCGUCUCCGCCGCGCUCGACCUCAACAAGGGCGCCGUAACAAAGCGAUGGUCGCGUCUUAAGCAGUCCAUGGACAGGAACGAGGUUCCCGGAGGUACAACGUACCAGUUCCUCUGGCUUUGUGUCAAGCACCAUAAGCGAACUCAGCCACCCAACUGGAGUGAAAUCGCAGCCAAGGCCAACACUACUUCUGGAGCGGCGUCCAAGCGCUAUUCUCGCAUGAAGAAGGUAUUCGAAGACAACGACACCGCUCCCGAUGCAGGCACUCCUCGCUCGCCCAUCAAGAACACCCCCACCAAGGCCAAGGGUACGCCGAAGUCCACUGUCAAGAAGCUUCGCAAGGCCACCACUUCCUCUGGCGACGACCAGGACGACAUUCAAACUACCCCGGCCAGUAAGCGCAAGCGUGCGUCGCCGAAGAAGAAAGUCGCCGCCACCGAUGAGGAAGCCGAGGUCAAGCCUGAGCCAGAUAACGAGGGCGAAGAUGAGGACAAUGAGCUUCUAGAUACCAAGUCCAAGCGCGCGAAGGUCGGCAAGACCAAGAUCAAGGUCAUCCCCAAGCCUAAGCCCAAGGGUAUCGUCAAGAAGGAAGAGACCACCGACGACGGCGAGGACUCUUUCGUCGACGCCCAGGAAUCGCUUGACCACCAUGAAGAUGCCCAGGAAGUCCUCCACGACAAUUACGCCGUUCAAGAUCCGGAGCCAGCUGACUCUCUUGGUUGCAGCGAUGACUUCAUCUGA